UAGCAUUGGUAGCCGCGAAAAGUCAAAUAUGGCAGCUUCAUUGGUUGUGCCAGUCGUUGAUGUUCACAAUGAUAAUUUCAAAGAACUUUGGCCUGCGAUGGUUGUGGCCAUUAAAACGUCAUCGUUCAUAGCGUUAGACACGGAACUGAGUGGCCUCGGGAACAGAAAAGCAUUGCUGGCUGAAUCAGUGGAAGACAGAUACAAAGCCAUUUGUCAUGCAGCACGCUCUCGCUCCAUCCUCUCCCUGGGCAUCGCCUGCUACAAGAAGCAAGACCUCAAGGCUGCAGACACGUACCUGGUCCAGGUGUACAACCUUACCCUGCUGUGUUCAGAGGAGUACAUCAUCGAGCCCCAGUCAGUCCAGUUCUUGGUGCAGCAUGGAUUUGACUUUAACAAACAGUAUGCUCAUGGAAUAUCCUACUUAAAAGGCAACAAUAAGGGAGGGUUGGACUAUCACGGUGUCCACAUCAGAGCCUUAUUCACUGAACUGCUGCGGUCCAGGAAACCCCUGGUUUUCCACAAUGGCCUCAUCGACAUGGUCUUCCUUUACCAGUGUUUUUAUGCUCAUCUGCCUGAUCGUCUGGCUACGUUCACAGCCGACCUGUCUGAGAUGUUUCCUGCUGGAAUCUACGAUACCAAAUACGUCACUGAAUUUGAGCUGCGGUUCACUGCCUCUUAUCUGGAGUACGCUUAUAAGAAAUGUAAGCUGGACAAUAGUCGAAGUGUAACUUCUGGAGGAGCUGGACGUCAUGUCCACGUGGACUUUUGUCAGUACGCUGGUCUGAUGUCCAGCUAUAUUGACUACAGAGAGUGUCCAGUUGCAUCUCCUCAAGGACAGCUUGAAGUUUGUCAGCGCUUCUCUGCUUUUGGUUAUUGUCCCAAUGGUAACCAAUGUCCUCUGUCUCAUGACACUGACCUGAUCAUCCUACAGGAUGAACAGGGCAAGAACGAGAAGAGAAAGAAAAGGAAGAGACAAAGAGAGAAGAAAAGAGGAGGAGGAGAUGGGGGGGUGGCAGAGGGCUCCUCUGUGUUUGAUGGUGCUCCUGAGAACAAAGUACCACACAUGGAGGUGGAGGGCGAAGAGGAAAAGGCCAAUGAAAAUCAACAAGCCGAGGUUGAUCUCUGUGCAGAAACUGAGACCGAAAGAGACGGUAAAGGGAAUGGUGUUGAAGACAUGAAAACAGAGAGUGAGGAGAAUGUGGCAGGCGGGGGUCACACCAACUCAACAAACUCUACAAUCACUGCCACAAGGGGUGGCGAGAUACACUCAAAGGUCAACACAGAGGACGGCGAAGACAGUGGAGAAAGUAGGAAGUGUAGUGAACUGCUGACCAAGUCUGAGGAGCAGAAAAAGGCAGAGGCAGGAACCCACCGAGCGGGAUUCGACGCCUUUAUGACCGGAUACAUCUUUGCUUACUCCUGUACACUGGUGAAACAGGGAGGAGAGAAAGAGGAGGAGAAGGAGCAGGAUGAGUCGUGGCAUCCUGCUUGUCUGAAUAAGGUUUACCUAAGCGGAAAGGCUGUUCCUCUCAACGUGAUGAAAAGCACUUUCUCCAAGUCAUCCAAGGCCCAUGGGCAGAAAAUAGAAAUGUUGUGGGGAAAGAAAAUGUAGUGUCCCAUAGUUUUAGCUAAAAUAAUCUUUUAUUUGUAACUUUGUGAGCUGUGAGAUUAUAGAAAUGACAUUGCCACAUUACUGUUCUUAUUUUUCUAUGAAUUAAAAAAAUGUAUUGCUUUUUGUCAUGGAA
This is a messenger RNA of Cynoglossus semilaevis (tongue sole), 1745 nucleotides long. RefSeq names its product target of EGR1, exonuclease (gene toe1). Gene Ontology annotation, molecular function: snRNA binding; 3'-5'-RNA exonuclease activity; metal ion binding. The record is from RefSeq and is a predicted model, not a curated record. Gene Ontology annotation, cellular component: Cajal body. The coding region runs from base 29 to 1612 and encodes 527 amino acids. Gene Ontology annotation, biological process: snRNA 3'-end processing. The transcript has 8 exons. Lineage: Eukaryota; Metazoa; Chordata; Actinopteri; Pleuronectiformes; Cynoglossidae.